Molecule: messenger RNA, 3290 nt
Organism: Coffea arabica (coffee)
Lineage: Eukaryota; Viridiplantae; Streptophyta; Magnoliopsida; Gentianales; Rubiaceae
Molecular function (GO): protein binding
Source: RefSeq, a predicted model, not a curated record
CCUAACACGCGCCAACUGAAAAUGAAGUGAUGAAUCACCUCUCCUCCUCCUCCACCUGCCGCCGCAUCCGUUCUUUUGCCACCCUUCUCCUCAACCUCACCACCACCACCACCACCGCUAGAAGACUUUUCUCCACCCAAUCACGGCUAUCUUCGCCAAUAAACCAUCGAACAAAGUGGCCCCCACCAAAACCAAACCCAAAACCAUUCCAAUCUAAGUCCACCCCACCCCAGUUCCAAAACCCUGAAAGCCCUAAUUUCGACUCUUCCCCUGACUUCACCACCUUAUCGAACCUUCUUACCAAUCCUUCCCUUGAGCCCGACCCGGAGCUUGAAAAUGCCCUGAAUCAGGCCCGAGUUGAGCCUAGGCCGGAUUUGCUACUGCAGAUAUUCAACCAUUUUGAUUCUUCCCCUAAACCCUUGUACAUUUUCUACCUCUGGGCUGAGAAACAGCCGGGUUUUAAAUUCUCUCUGGCUGUUUUCAAUGCAUUGAUUAAUGUACUUGGGAAGGCCCGAGAGUUCAACCGGGCUUGGGCUUUAAUACAUGAUAAGAUUAAUGCUAGUGAAGAGAGGCCUAAUUUUGAUUCAUUUGUUAUUAUGAUCAGGAGAUUUGCAAGAGCAGGAUUGCCUUCACAAGCUAUUCAAACUUAUGAAUUUGCUUCCAAUUUGGCAUUUCGUCAGGCUUCAGAUUCAGAGCAGAAAUUGUUUGAGAUUUUAUUAGAUUCUUUAUGCAAGGAGGGACUUGUUAGGGUAGCUUACAAGUGUCUUAAAAAUCGAAGGGGACAGGAUACAAGCUGGGUUCCAUAUAUACGCAUUUACAAUAUACUGUUAAAUGGCUGGUUCCGAUCAAGGAAUUUAAAACAGGCUGAACGAUUUUGGAUGGAAAUGAAAAGGGAAAACAUUAAGCCGAGUAUUGUAACUUAUGGUACUCUUGUUGAAGGAUAUUGCCGGAUGGGCCAUGUUGAGGUAGCAAUGGGCUUAAUAGCUGAGAUGAAGAGGGAAGGAGUUGAGCCGAAUGCAAUUGUUUAUAAUCCAGUAAUUGAUGCUCUAGGAGAGGCGGGGAGGUUCAGGGAGGCACUGGGGAUGAUGGAACAGUUUUUGGUGUUGGUAUCUGGGCCAACUAUUUCGACCUAUAAUUCACUGGUUAAGGGUUUCUGUAAGGCUGGAGAUCUGGAAGGGGCAAGUAAGAUCAUCAAAAUGAUGAUAAAUAGAGGGUUUGUGCCAAGUGUAACGACUUAUAAUUAUUUCUUUAGGCACUUCUCAAAAUCAGGGAAGAUUGAUGAGGGCUUGAACCUUUAUGCUAAGAUAACUGACUCUGGAUAUGCACCAGAUCAGCUUACUUAUCAUCUUCUGGUGAAGAUGUUAUGUGUGCACGGAAAGUUGGACCUGUCAAUGCAAGUUGUUAAAGAGAUGAGGGCAAGUGGCUGUGAUCUGGACUUGGCUACAAGUACCAUGCUAAUCCAUUUGCUAGUCAAGACACAGCAUGUUGACAUGGCCUUUGAAGAAUUUGAGGAUAUGAUUCGCAGAGGAUUGGUCCCUCAGUACCUUACGUAUCAGAAGAUGAGUUUCGAAUUAAGGAAACAGGGAAAGCUAAAAAUGGCCCAGAAAAUUUCUGAUCUGAUGUCGUCUGUUCCUCACUCAAAGAAAUUGCCGAAUACAUAUGGUGCUCAUGAAGAACUAUCCCAUGCUAGAAAGAAAACUAUUAUGAAAAAAGCUGUAGUAAUGUCUGAUGUCUUAAAAACAUAUAGUAACCCAAGGAAGCUUGUGAAGCAUAGAUAUCUACCUAAGAGUGGUGUAUCACGUGCAGACAGGUGAUGGACGAUAUCAGGAAAGGAGUAAACAUGGAUUAAACCUGUCUUGUCCUGUUAAAUGAAUUCACUUCCUCAAAGGAUAUGUUAAGAAGGCUUAUUGAUAGUUUUCUUCUAAAGGAUGAGCGAGUCCACUAGGAGGCCUGAUGUAGUUCAAGGCUUAGACUCACUGUCUUUUGCAGGGUCUUUCAUUGAUUGCUGGUAUUCCUUUAACAGUCAUUUGGAGAUUUAAAUGUGGAAAACUUGAACUCCACCACUGAAUUAUGCAGCAUUGGUUUGAUACUUGUUAGGCUUCGUGUAUAACAGGAUGCCUAAAGUAUACUAACAGUUUUUGAAUGCAAAGGAUUGGAUCGAGGUUCAGAUUCCUGGCCAAUAUGCAGUGCCCAUGUCAGUAAAUAAAUGCAAAAGAUUUCCUCGGUGGAGAUGAUAGGAGAUGAUUUGAGCCAAGUGUUACUUCCAUUUGAAACUAUAUUUGAUGCAUUGGUGGAACCCGGAUUAUGAAAAGAGACACUAUGGCUGCUCGGAAAAUUUUUUUUUUUUUUCAAGUUGUGACAAUACCCACGAUCUCCACCUAUAAUGUGCUUGUGAAGGGUCCUGCAAGGGCAGAAAUAUGCAGAGUACUAGCGAAACCUCAAGAUGAGAUGAAUAGAGGUUCUCUGCCUACUUACUGAAGGUUGCUUUCUGGCAGACUAUCAUAAACUUGUUAGAUGUAGAAGAAAUGGUUUGACCAACUUUGGAAUUUUUGAUAGAGAUACAACUACAUGUAAUGUGAUUUAAUUUGCCUACUGGAAUCAUGGGGAUUUUUUUUCCUGGAGAGCAAUUAUCUUGAGAAAACCGUUGCAGCACUUGAAGAUGUAAUACCAAUUGAAGGUAUUCCACAGUGAGUGAAGUAUCUGUCAGUAACAAGUUGUCAACUUUGUUUGGACUUAGGAUGGUAUCUGUUCUCUCUCUUCAAAGGGAUUGCUCAGUGGGCAUCGCUAGGAAAUACACUCUUCACUUGCAAUUUGAAAAAUGAUAAUGCAGAUAGCUGAAACAUUGCGCGACAUAACAAGGUCACGAGGUUUGAGGGUGGAAAAAUAAUCAGUAGUUUCUCAACUCUCUGUUGUUUGCUUACAUGUAAUUUUUAGUGUUAGUUCCCUUCAACCAUGGUUUACUAUUAGUGCAAUGAAGUUGGUUUUAAUGUCUUGGAUCUAGGGCUUUUGUCCCUUUUUCUUUCCAGGCACGAACUGAAUAGACUAGUUUCAGCAUAGACCUGAUGUUGUAUUUGAAAGUACAUGUUGUAUAGUUGCAGUGAUCCUUGACAACGUGCCUCCAGAGUUGAGGAAAGACACAUUUUGCCAGCAGCCUGUGUCUCUGUGUGCAGCCAGAGUGUGGCAGCUGACUUGUCUUGAGUUUCAGCAUCUCUGUCAUGCUUAUGAGUUGAAACAUUUUUUCGUUCCCCCUCUUUCCUAAACGAAUAACUUAUUAUGUUUGUUAAACGUCC